CAAACAAUAAAACCGCGGGUCAGGACUCAGGCCACGAAUCACGCAAAAGCCGUUUGAGUGCUACCAUUUUCAUAAUCAUUUCUGAUUUCAGCAUUAUAUAAAAAAUCAUAUAUAGCUCUUGGUCUUCUUGAGCAAGAAUUUGUUACUCUUUAACUUUGCUUCUUCACGCUUUUGCUCACUUCACAGUUCGGAUGUUUUAUUUGAUGAUCCUGUGAGGAAUUGAGGCUUGUGGUUAAGGGUUGAGGUGGCUAUUUAUGCUGAUAGGUGGAUAAACUUUUGGGAUGUCUGCAUGAUUUGAACUAUGGGUCAAGCGCUCGGUUGCAUUCAAGUAGAUCAGUCAACUGUUGCAGUGAAAGAACACUUCGGUAAGUUUGAUGAAGUGCUGGAGCCAGGGUGUCACUGCUUGCCUUGGUGUCUUGGGUAUCAGGUCCCUGGUUAUCUCUCAUUGCGACUACAGCAGCUUGAUGUUCGUUGUGAGACAAAAACAAAGGACAAUGUUUUUGUGACUGUUGUAGCAUCCAUUCAGUACAGAGCGUUAGCAGAAAAUGCAGCUGAUGCAUUUUACAAGCUCUCUAACACCAAAGGACAGAUCCAAUCCUAUGUUUUUGAUGUUAUAAGGGCCAGUGUGCCACGAUUGGGGUUGGAUGCUGCAUUUGAGCAGAAGAACGAAAUUGCUAAAGCAGUAGAGGAAGAACUUGAAAAGGCUAUGUCUGCUUAUGGGUAUGAGAUUGUGCAAACCCUCAUUGUGGAUAUAGAGCCAGAUCCCCAUGUCAAGAGGGCAAUGAAUGAGAUUAAUGCUGCUGCAAGACUACGUGUUGCUGCGAAUGAGAAGGCCGAAGCAGAGAAAAUAUUGCAGAUCAAGAGAGCUGAAGGAGAAGCUGAAUCCAAGUAUUUAUCAGGGCUUGGCAUUGCUCGACAGCGUCAAGCCAUUGUGGACGGUCUUCGAGACAGCGUGCUUGCUUUCUCAGAGAACGUGCCUGGAACAACAGCGAAAGAUGUGAUGGACAUGGUUCUUGUUACUCAAUAUUUUGAUACGAUGAAGGAGAUUGGAGCUACUUCCAAGUCAUCUGCUGUGUUUAUUCCCCAUGGACCAGGUGCUGUCAAAGAUGUUGCUUCUCAGAUCCGCGAGGGUCUUCUCCAGGCUGAAAGUAUUCAGCAUUAGUUUAACAAAGACUAAGGAUAGUUGAUAGUCUUGUGUGGUUUGUUGUUUUUAGUUCAGUGUUGAUAUGGUAGCUUUACGUGUGUUCGUGCUUAUAGAAUCCAUAGAUCGAUACGUGCAAAGUUUGGUUUUACCAUCUGCUUUAUAGGUUGUUUAUCAACAAUGCUGACAGACAAAAAGUUUUGCAGUUGAUUGCAUUGCUAUACGAUGUGUCUCUAUAGGCAUUUUUAGGUA
Messenger RNA from Nicotiana attenuata, 1393 nucleotides. RefSeq names its product hypersensitive-induced response protein 2. The record is from RefSeq and is a predicted model, not a curated record. The transcript has 8 exons. NCBI's taxonomy places the organism in Eukaryota, Viridiplantae, Streptophyta, Magnoliopsida, Solanales, Solanaceae. Bases 302 to 1162 code for a protein of 286 amino acids.